Chrysochloris asiatica (Cape golden mole) is the source of this 324-nucleotide messenger RNA. RefSeq names its product ubiquitin-fold modifier 1-like. Lineage: Eukaryota; Metazoa; Chordata; Mammalia; Afrosoricida; Chrysochloridae. Gene Ontology annotation, cellular component: cytoplasm; nucleus. Gene Ontology annotation, biological process: protein K69-linked ufmylation. The transcript has 2 exons. The coding region runs from base 1 to 324 and encodes 107 amino acids. The record is from RefSeq and is a predicted model, not a curated record.
AUGCAUAAGGAAUCUAGAAUUCAAGAAUUAUGCGUCGGCUUGAGGCCUCUAACCCGAUCGUUGCACGAUGUAGAAGGUUCCUUCAAGAUCACACUGACGUCGGAUCCGCGGCUGCCAUACAAAGUACUCAGUGUUCCUGAAAGUACACCUUUCCCAGCAGUCUUAAAGUUUGCAGCAGAAGAACUUAAAGUUCCUGCAGCAACAAGUGCAAUUAUUACCAAUGAUGGAAUAGGAAUAAAUCCUGCACAGACUGCUGGAAAUGUUUUUCUAAAACACGGGUCAGAACUGCGAAUUAUUCCUAGAGAUCGAGUUGGAAGUUGUUAA